UGGCAGUUACCGUGGGGGGAAAAAAUCAUAAAAAUGUGGGAGUAUUUCAAGUUGAACAGAAAGCAUCUGCAUCUGCUGGGAUCAUGAGGAAGAUGAAGUCACCCUGGGGAGCCUUUGUGGGAAGAGGCAACAAAUGGGAGAAAAUGGCUGGGGAAAACACAAGGAUGCUGCCCAAGACUGCGCACAAGGAGAGCACAAAGCAGGAAGCGAAGAGCAGCAAGAAACUGAAAACCAUGGCUGGCAAAUUGCUAAAGGCCGUGGCUAGUGGAAAGGAGGCAGUGGAGGAGAAGGCUGAUGGUGAGGAUGUGGCAGGGAGUUUGCUGAAGAUAGCAACCAUAUGGAAAGAAGCAGAGGGAGAGAUGCCUGCAGAGGAAACCAUCUGUGGAUUAAUCGAGCAAGGAAGAUUUUUUGAAGCUUGUGAUCGUAUUUAUGAUCUGGAGCAUUCUGGAAAUGAUGGUGUGGGAAAAUCUGAAUCACUUUAUACAAUACUGGCUGAACAAAUGUGGGCUGUGGUGGGAGAAGCUCUCAGUGGAAAUGGAGAGAUGUUCCUGGAGCUGUUGCAAUCAGUGGGGGAAUCGCUGAAGUGGGAGAAGCAGAAGGAAGCCGAGUGGCUUGGAAGUGGCCAAGAGACGGAGUCUGUUUCCACCUGGAGUCCAAACUUCUGGAGGAAAGAUCUGGAGGAAAAACUAAUACAGUACAUGACGGCCCAGAUUCCUCCCUUUGGUUCCUCUGGUAACACAGAUGAGACUGCAGUAAAACAGCAUCUGAGUCAGCUGGAAACGACGUUUCUUCCCAGCCUGGAGCACAGAAGUGUUUUCUUCAAGGAAGCAGGACUGCUCGCCACCUACGCCCGCUGCUGUGAUGCUUCUUUGUCUUCUCACCUUUCCACCCUCACUGAGAGUAAACAUUUCAGUUUCAGCCAAUGUCUUUUAGUUUAUGAAUGGGGCCUUAAAAUUUACAAAAGUGGCAGCGAGACAUGUCUGAGACCCAGGCAGUCCCCCCAGCACAGCCUUUCCCCUGGCGCACAGUGUCUCCUGUGGAUUAUUUUGAAGACUGAGGAAAAGUUACUUGCAGUUGCCCGGGAGGAAAUAGGGAAAGCCCUGAAAGAUGCCUUUGAUAUUGGGAAAUCCCCUUGUGCGGAUGCUGCAGUCAUUGAGAUACUAAGAGAGAAGACAGAGGCUGCCCGGUGUGUCAGUGAGAGCCUGAGCGAGAAGGUGGAAGCUGUGUACCUGGAGGAGUGCCUGAGGUUCCUGGAGAGCUAUGAAAAUGAAGUAAGAAGCUUUAUCCAGCAAGAUGGCUGCCUGGGGAUCUGCAGCAGCUUACGAAUCCUGGAGAACUGCUGCAUUCUCAGGGCUGUCUGGCAUAAGCUAACAUACAUGUGCAGUGCCAGCACUGGUCAGGAUGUUAAAGUAAAUGGAUUCCUAGACAGGAUGGAAGAUGAGAUUACGGAGCAUUUUCUGCAGACAACCACUUCUAAAGUCAAGGGAACACUGAAAGAACACUUCAAAAAGUGUGACAGUGGUUUUGACAACAUCCUUGAAUCCCUAAAGCAAAGCUUUUUGGCAUUUGGGAAGAAAAAAACAAACAUGUAUGAGGCCCUUGUCAAGGCUGUCCACAUCGUCGUCAUUUCAGAAUAUAUGCAGACUCUUCUGACCACUUUCAGGAAACCAUCUUCUGUGAAGAGGAGGAGGAUAGUCAGCAAGAUAGAAGAAGAUCACAGGAUGCUGCAAACCAUCUUUAAAGAGUGCUUAGGUCCCUCAGCUAGUCCCCUCAAGGAUCCUAUAAAAGCAAUUUUAGAACUUAUUCAAACUUCUGAUGCUGAGGGGAUGAAAAUAGCCCUUCUGCCUGUUCUCAAAGAAUUUCCUGAUCUAAGGAAGGAACAUCUGAGUGCAGUGCUGGAUUUGAAAGACUCGCUCAGCCGAGGAGAUCGAGCUGCUCUCUUGAAGGCAUUUCAUGAUAACUGCAGGGAAUCAGAAACAGAAGAAAACUUGCUUUUUGCAGAUAUAGAAGUAAAACCUAGAAAAUAUGGACUCUGUGGCUGCCUGUGCUGUUAGCUAAGGCCUCCUGUGAGAAACAUGAGGCAGCUCUCCCACAUGGCAGCAUCUGCAAUCACAGCUUCUUGAAAGCUUCAGGGACCUGCACAGCUGGAUGCAUGGAGAAGCCUGACAGUUAUGAAAGACACGACUCCUGCACUUUUGCAGAAAAAUCAUGUGGCUCAAAUCCUAAUCUUCUAUGCAAAUUCUAGGCAGAAGAUGAGUAGGAUAUGGCAAAAAGAUAUUCCUUCAAAAUUUACUGGAGAUUGCCAGUUACCUGAGUCCUGGUGGUUCUUCCCAGGAUCUGGCAUGGUGGUGUGUGGAGGAGGAGAAAGGUACCCCCUCACCAAAGUUCUCUUUCCAUCCCUUGUUUCAUGCAAUCUCCUGUGAAACCAUGGACUGCUUCACCACAGAGUGUCCUAGCAGAUGACGUGGCAACACCACCUCUCCAAGGGACCCAAGACCCUCCGUUAUGGAAUACUAUGGUGCCAGUGGUGCCUAAGGGUUUGGGCACCACGAUCCACCCCCCCUGAAGCCAGACUUGCAUCAGGAGGGCAUACAGACAGAGCUUCCUCUCCCCUUGUUCCCCAGAUACAGAGGCUGUGACCAGCUUUGGGGGCAAACUGCUGUGGCACUGGCUGUGGGACAGGAAGCUCUUCCCAUAUGAACUUUACAGCUGGCUGUGGAGCAGAGUCUUGCAUUCAUUUUUAUACCUCAGUUAUUGGAAAUUUCCUCUUGGAGAGGGAGGAGAAAGCCUCAUGGGAAGCAGGCAGUGAAAGGAGCUGUUUGUCCCAGCCUCUGGGCAAGGUCUGUGCUGUUUUCAGAUGUAAAUAGGCAGUUCCGACUGAUUUUCUUCCCAGUUAUCUAUGGACUGGUCACAACCUCCGAGUUGGAUUUGGUUCAAGGCCCUUCUUUGCUAAUGUGUUAAUAUAGGCCAUUGCAGCUCCUCUCUGGAUGUGUAAGCGAGCAAAAAAAAAUCCUGCUACCUCAGACGUGCCAAUGCUUUUCUGAGUGGCUAUUCCCCCUCAAAUCUGCUUCUCUAACAGGAAAAGGGGCAAACUUGUGCAUAACCUGUGUGUGUGUGAAGCUGGGGACCCUGGGAAGGCGCAGAGCUGGGUGGGUGCUGCCAUGCUGUGUGGUGCUGUGCCUUCACCCCAGGGGUGUGGGUAUCCUGGCCCACAGGCAGCUUGUGCACUCAGGGCCCUUCCUGCAGAUAGGGUCUUGAGAGCUUGACAGGAGCCAGGGCAGGUUUAUAGUUGCCAUGAGCUUUACUCCUGGCACAGCACUGAGCAUGGAGUGAGUGGCAGAGAAGUGGGAAGGAACAGGCUGCUCCAUCUCCAGGGAGUCCUCCAUGGGCUUUCAGGGCAUCGUGAGACCUCGCCAUCAAUAAACUCCAUCUCUUGCAUUACUAAAGGGCAGUGAGAAUGUCCUGUGGCCUGCCUGCCCCGCCUGACCACAUGACUACUUCAAAGGUCCAGCUCCUGUGUCCCUUGCACUUCAUAGCUGUCCACUGCAGCUUCAGUGAGACCUUUUCUGGGAUGUGGGAAGGCUGGGGGAAACCCGCGGAGCUGCAGCCUCAGAGGUCGGGCUGUGGGGCUGGGUGGAUGCCUGCCCUCCAAAGGGUGACAGCCCUGCCAGUCACCCUCCCCUCCCACGUAAUUGCACGUUUUCUUCAAGGGCAGGAAGGGAUGAUGGCCCUGACUGCAACAGCAGGGUCUCUGCUGAUGGGGACAUCAAGCAGUGAGCAUCCUGGAGAAAGCAAGUAAAAGCCCCUCUGACAUUUCCGUCAUGACCAGGCUAAAAAUAAAUCCACAGCAUGUGGGUGGCUCUUGCCAUGUACAGUUGAUGGCAGUGUGUGACUCUGCCAUUUGACAUUUGGAGUCAGACAAGGGUGUAUUCUGCUCACAAGCAGCAUCUGGGAGCUAUGGGGGGCACCAGGCUUGGUGCUGCAGAUGAGGUGGCUGAGGGCAAACCCUACACCAUCACGGCUACUGCUAUGACUGUCAUCACUGGGCAGACAGGGAGAGGCAGCACCUCCUGCUCUGUGUGUGUCCAUGGACAAGCGGCACUUUCAACAAGGUUUCUUAGUGUCAAGUUUCUCCACCUGAUGCAGAGCAUCCACUCAUGGACAGGGCAA
Apus apus (common swift) is the source of this 4170-nucleotide messenger RNA. RefSeq lists its product as uncharacterized. The coding region runs from base 84 to 2054 and encodes 656 amino acids. The transcript has 13 exons. Lineage: Eukaryota; Metazoa; Chordata; Aves; Apodiformes; Apodidae. Gene Ontology annotation, cellular component: exocyst. Gene Ontology annotation, molecular function: SNARE binding. The record is from RefSeq and is a predicted model, not a curated record. Gene Ontology annotation, biological process: exocyst localization; exocytosis.